This is a messenger RNA of Sebastes umbrosus (honeycomb rockfish), 7565 nucleotides long. RefSeq names its product oxygen-regulated protein 1-like. Gene Ontology annotation, cellular component: axoneme. The record is from RefSeq and is a predicted model, not a curated record. The coding region runs from base 201 to 7484 and encodes 2427 amino acids. Lineage: Eukaryota; Metazoa; Chordata; Actinopteri; Perciformes; Sebastidae. The transcript is spliced from 4 exons. Gene Ontology annotation, biological process: retina development in camera-type eye; photoreceptor cell development; intracellular signal transduction.
UUUCCAAGCAGUGCACUUGCACCAGGAGAUUAACUUUGUGCACAGAUUAAGCAAAUUAACCAGGAUGGUGUCUCCAGAAAUAAACUGUUGCUGUGCAGUUAGUUCAACAGCAGUCAUCAUGUAGAGCACGGAAUAACAUUUCAUGGAUCCUUUCAAAACGGUUGGGAAUUUUAUGAUGUCGACGACGUAGCCAAGCAGCGAUGAUGAAUGAGCCGGGGUUUCGGAGGGUCCUCCCCGAACAGUCGUUAGGGAGUGGGCACACCUUUGGCACCCCACGCCACCCAGGCAUCAACGACCCGAUCCUAUCGAAGAGGGUCUGCUUCUACAAAAGUGGAGAUCCCCAGUUCAAUGGCCUACGCAUGGUCAUCAACAACCGCACCUUUAAAACGUUUGACGCUCUCCUGGACAGCCUCUCUAAAAAGGUUCCCCUCCCGUUUGGGGUGAGGAACAUCACCACUCCCCGGGGGGUUCAUGCGGUCUACACUUUGGACGAACUGGAGGAUGGUAAAUCCUACAUCUGCUCUGACAGUCGUAAAGUGAAACCCAUCAACCUGGCACUGGCCAGGAAGAAGCUGCCGCCCUGGUACAACGCCAGGCCUCCUAGUUCCCGGCGGCGGACCGUGCAGAAGGCCAGGUUUUUCCCCGGAAAGAACAUCCACAAGCAGAAGCCGGCGCUUGUGCGCACACCAAAGAGGCUACUGGUUUUUCGCAAUGGCGAACCCACUGUGAAACACUCUGUGGUGCUUCACAAGAGGACUACAACAACUUUUGAGUCCGUCCUGGAAUAUAUUUCAGAGCAGAUCCAGUUCUAUGUGGUGAAAUUACAUACAACUGAUGGCAGACGUGUGGACGGUCUUCCAGGCUUGAUAUUGUGUUCUGGGACCGUAGUGGCUGUAGGCAUGGAGCCAUUCAAGCAUGCAAACUACAACACACAGAAAUCACCAGCUUCAGCAACACAUCCUACCAAACAAUCGGGUCACAGAAGACUAAAACGUAAAAAGAAGUCACGAUCAUACACUUCAAAGCCAAGAAAUUUCUCCCCCUCAUCGGAGAGGUAUAUCGUGAAUCGGAUCCACAAUUCCAUCGCAGAAAGCUCAUGCGACCUACCCGGUCACUCUAUCGAGCUGGAGUCAGGUCGUAUGCUGGAGUCGGUGCCAGAAACACCUGAAACCUGCCUCGGCGUUGGAGCUGAAGGGCAGGAUGGCUUCCUGCCCGCAGAGGACGACAUUGAGAAGUCCUUUCGGGUGAACCAAGAUGGUAGCAUGACAGUGGAGAUGAGGGUGCGGCUUACAAUUAAAGAAGAGGAAACAAUCCAUUGGACGACCACUCUGGCACGCUCAAGUGUAGCCAAUCAGCUUAAUGUGACCCAUUUAUCAGAGCCUGAAAGCAACUCGCUAAAAUCAGACUCACUGGAUUUACAAAGUCCUGUUGCCUCCAUUGACUCCAUCAACAAGGACAAAACUCGGGAUAACAAUGACGAGGAUCCACCAUCGCUGAGCAACGAAGUUUUCAGUGAGAAUAGUCAUGAAGAGGGUGAUGUCAAAGUACAGACGGACGUUGUGUCUCCUAGAAGACCUCCUACACCAGGGCACAAGCAAAUCAGAAAAAAGCAAGCGUCUGUGGAGAGCAUAAAAUCAGUGACGGCAGAGGGGAUUCAGGAAGGAAUGGUUGGCUCUUACUCCUACAGAGAGCAGACAGAAAAUGGAGCUGUGACAGAGCAGUACUGCAUGGUCAAACAGAGCAGCAGAAAACCAGUGCCCAAACCUAGAAGACUUGGCUCUGUGGAUGGCAAUAAUAUAAGCAAUGUAUCCACGUUCAAAUCAGCAGAGAUGACUGAAGUCCUACAGAUUGAAUCCAGUGGAGACGAGGUCACUGAAACUGUCUUACACGUAUAUGAACAGCAGAUCUGCCAGGAUAAUUUCUUUGCAAACCUUUCUGGGAUUCCUUUUUGCAGGCCGGCUACUUCAGAAACUGGACAGCUCUCCUCCAGUAAUGAGUUUGAACCCCAGCUCUGGAGACCAUCGACUGCUUCUGAGUCAGUUAGCGUCUGGAGAGCUGAGAGCAGGUCCGUAACAUCUGAUUCAACCUCGCCUUCACAGAGGCAUCAACGAUUCCCAAAGCCCACGAAAGGCAAAGACAAGCCCCAACCACGAGAGGUCAAUAAAGAUAAGAGGGUGUCCUCAAAACCAAAAGUGAUCAACAAACGUGUUCGGCGGCUUACGUCACCAGGGAAAAGACGAAAAAAUUCUGCAGGAGCAACCGAGAAAAAUAAGAAAGUGAAAACCUUCUCCAGUGCUGGCUUCAUUAAGAGAAUUUAUGGGAGUAAAUCAAAAUCAGCAAAAAGCAUGAUGAAGAUAAAAAAGGGACGGACACAAAAUGGAGAUGGGGGCGUUACAACAAAGAGCUCACAACAGUCGGAUGACGAAUGUAUUCUCAAAGACCCAAACACGCCAUCAGCAUUGAAAGAAACUACGAGUGAGACAGUUUCUAGUGAAAAAAGCAGCCUGAAUGUUGCUCCCAAUGAAGUAAGCCAACCACGGGGAAUACUGACACGGCAGACAUCAAUGCAUCGAGAGAAAAAGAACAAGUCCUAUGAUGUCAGUGGAAGCAUGUCACUGCCUCCUGUUAACUCCUCCAGCUCUGUUACUAAUGAAUAUGUGGAAAACUGGCUGGAGAAAAUCCAUCUUAACCCCACAGCCUACUCAGAUGAGGAAAAUAGACAAUUACAAGCACUUGGACAAACAGAAAACGGCAGGUGUGGAGAGUCUGAAAAUAAGAAGGGCGUGAUGAUUGUGGCCGAUGAGGUGAAGGAGGACACAGCUCUCAAAACUGACCUACUGCUUGAGCGAGGAGCUUCUGUCAAACAAAGAAUCAAGUCCUUUGAAAACAAAUCAUCAGGUCCACCAAUGGAGAAAACCACAGUCAAACAGCAAAUUGCCAAAAGUCAAACAACCACUACAAACACAGAAAACUCAAAUAGUUUAGCUCAGAUUAAUACAGACGAAGUAAAGCCUCUUUGUUCUGAAAUAAUUCCACCAACUAAUGGGACCCCAACAGAAAUGCCAUCAGACAGUGAAAACAAAUCAAGUCAAAUCAAAAUCUCAUUUCAAAAUGCAACACCUUCCAUUACGCUUUCCAUGGAGCUACCACUACCGCCGCCACCACCACCUGAUGAAAAUACAGAGCUAUCAAUCACUGAAUAUAACAUGAUGGAAGCACCCUCAGUGGCCAGCAGCCCAUUAUACAGGCUAUCAUCAGUAAGCAGUGAAACGUCAGAUCAUCAUCCACUAUCCAUCAGUCCUACAUCUGACAAGGCCGCAUCACCUACCGACCACACAACGGAAAUGACAACAUCAAUUCAAAGUGACAUUCCUUCCACGCAGAGGGAAGCGCCAUUACCAAGAACGCCAUCCAUUAAAAGGGCCCCGUUGGUCAGUAAUACAUCUCUUGACAAGAACAUGUCUCUCAGAAAGGCUUGUCUGGAUAAAUAUACUUUAUGUAGUGAUGCCACUUCAGAGACAAGCACAUCAUCUACAUCCAUCAACAUAGCGGGUGAUAAUGUGCUGUCAAACGGCAUCUGUUCAAUCGGGACGUAUCGGUCGAGUGAAACCCCACCAGAAGAGAAUUACAGCAUGUUAAAUAUGAAAAGUAGUCCAUCAUGUUGUACUUCUGCGUCUCCUACUAGUUCAGCAUCUGAAAAGAGAAUCUCACCAGGCAGUAUUUUAUCAAGUGAGGCUCCAACACCACGCGAUCUUCCAUUUAAAGAGACAAAAACACCAAUUUUAACUCAAAAAGAGUCACCUAAACCCUUGGUGAAAAAUGUAAAACUUAUGAGCAGUCCAUCCAAGAAACUCUCUUCCGAAAUUCCUCAUAACUCUCCAAAAUUAUCAUCAUUACAUAACCACCCUCAAGAUAAAACUACGUCACCAAAUAUUGGAAAACAAAGACAUGGAACACCGUAUGCUAGCCCCAACACUGAGAGAAAGCUUUAUAGACCUAAAUCACAAAAGAGACGGUCUCCAUAUUCUCAGUCUCUGGACAUGGUGUCACCGCCUGUCAGACACAAGUCAAGUGGAAGGUCGCUUUCUUCAGACGAUGCAUUAGAGCCAACAAGUAAGACACAAAGGAAAACAUCAUCCCAAAGAAAGCAUCGCCAAACGCCACAGUCAAUAGAAUCAACAGCUGAACUGGACAAAACACUAAUUUGUAAAGCUCUCAUGCCAUUGGAAGCUGAGCUGAGUGAUGACAAUAAGGUGCCAGAUCAAGAGAAAUCCAUAACACAAAUAAUACCACAGCCAUUAAACAUUGCAAAUCAGCCAAACAUGAAACCCGUGCUUGAGAAGAUUUGCUACUCAAUAAAGUCAAUUAGACGAAUCACACAGAACAAACGUCCAUCAUGUCUGGAAAAGUCCAACAGCCUGCCUGACUUCUCCUCUCAUGUGGCGUCUACGUUUGGCUCAUCAUCUAAAGCUCUCCUGGCAUUCUUGUCCGUCAUGACCCUAAAGGAAGGCCUAACUAACCAAAAUAUGGAUGAGCUGAACGCAAACAAUGUCAGCUGUGCCGAGGCUUUAAAAAUGAUCGAUUCUCUCACGGAAAUCGCCAGCAUGGAGGACUCCCACGAGCUAAAAGUUAGUUUGGCCAAUUUACAGCAGUCGGCUUCGAUGCAGCUCCUGCAGAGUUGGAAGGGCUUUCAGGAUCUUGGCGACAAAUGUAAAAGUCGCAGCUCAACGCCAAAACAUUCAGAGCAGGAAGCUGAGACCAGUUCUGAAAACGACUGUGGCAUUGAUGAGAAUGUUUUUGAUGAGAUUUUGGAUAAUCUUGACAUUCCUGAGCAGCUCAAGGACGAAUUGACCUCUCUUUCAGCGGGUGUCCGAAGUGACAGUGACAAUGAAGAAAAGAUUGAAAAAGUGGAACCAAAAGAUGCCAAGAAAUCCAAUUUCUUUGCAAAAGAUGCCGCUAAAGUCAGGGAUGUUACUCAAGACGAGAAAGUUGAUGUGAGCUCCAUCAUUAAAAAAUUCACAGAUAUCAACCAGCCAAAACAACCAAGUAUAACUAAAGACACUAAAGAGAAGGACAGCUUAAAUGGGCAGAAUGGUGUGGCCAAAUGUCCACCAGCUGAACCUAUUGAUAAACCUGAAGAAAGGCAGCUUUAUAGCACAGUGAUGUUUGAAAAAGAUGAUGGGCAGCAAGGCCACAUUGAAGAGAAAUCAAACCAAGAAAAUGCUAAAAUGAACAGAGUAGUUAGCAGCAAGAAAAGUCUUGAACAAGACAGUUGUACCUCUGAGGCAGAGGAGCAAGACAUGGAAGGUAAUCAGCUGCACUGUGAGGAGAAUGAGCUUACCCAUGAUGACGAGUCAGGUUCAGACGAGGAAGGGCAGAACAAGUCAAGUGGCACUAAAGAUUUAGAGCAGAACGAGAGCUGUAAGCAAAGUGUAUCAGAAGCAGAUCAGCAACAUAGUUCAGAAGAAGAACCAGAAGUUGAGAUACAACAGGAGACCAGGGAAAGUGAGGACCUGUCCAACCCUGAAAGUCACUCUGAGGAGGAAGAAGUGAAGAAACCAAGCUCAGAUUACUAUGUAGAAGUGAAUGUAAGAGGGAAGGAAAGAAUAUCCAGCCCGGAUAGUCAACACAAGUCUCUGUCAGAGGAAGAUGAACCAGAGGUUGAAUGUGAAGCAAGCUGUACGGGGACGAGUGUAGACGAAAGCACAUCAGACGUUGAUGAUCCGUCUUCAGAUGAAGAGCAGUCUGAGGUUGGAUGUAAGAAACUAAAGGUUAUCAUUGAGGAAACGUCGUCCGGCAAUGAGGAAGAGGAGGAAGAACACCAUGUUCAUCUUCUGGAUCACAGGCAUCACAUUAAAAAAGGUUUGUCUUUGAUAAACGAGACAGAAGAGGAGGAGGACAUAGUGAGCUCAGACAAUGAGGACCGCCAUGAAGAAGGGGAUCGAAGCAAUUUGAUAGAAAAUCAGGAUUCAUAUACCAAAAAAGACAAUAGAAGUUUAACAAAGAGUUAUGGAUUUAGUGCAGAUGAGGAUAGUGGGAACGACCACAGCAGCUGUGAUGAACAUGUAGAGGUAGAGCAAGCAAAGUUUGAAGAUGAACAGAUCAACAACUCAAGCUACAAUGAAAAAGAGUCCAGCUCAGAGGACGAACAUGCCAAUAUGGACAGAUAUAUAGAAGAGCCAGAAUAUCAGGAAGCUCCUGCAUUGGUGACACAGUCUAAAGAUACAAAAUGUGAAAAGGCUGUGGAAAAACAAAAGCAUCAAUCUCAAGAAAUGAUAUCCCAAUCUGUUGCGGAGAGAGUAAUUCUUCUGGACAAAAAAGUUGCUGAUGCCCAGAAAACAACAGGAAGUUCUGCCAUCAGACGUUCCUCACAAAGAAGUACGCCACUUGAGUCGGAUGUUGAGGGUUCACCCUCCGAAUCGCCCACAUCUCAGUCGGCUUCCGGCACCCGAUCGGCUCCUCAGUCGUCUUUAUCUUUCAGCUACGACUCCAGUGGCGUUAUAACCACAGAGCCUGAAGGCAACAGGGUCAGAUCCAUCAGGGAAAUGUUUCUGGCAAAGAGUGCCACAGAAAUCCAGCAUGGACGCUUCCCAAGCCCGAACGCAUCAAAGCGGACUGAGUUAAGAGCAGAAACCUCAGCCAGUGGCGGGUAUCAGUCUCAGACUUCAGGUGAGCUGUCUAGCGGCGAAGAUGACUCGGCACGGAAAUCCAUCACUAAAGGACUCGUGAGAAGAACAAUUGAGAGACUUUAUGGCAAGAAAGAUGCUGAGGAAGCGAGUGAAAGGCCGCCAUCUGCGCCAAAAGAGAAAAAGAAAGAAAAUACAAGCAUUUUCUCUCCUUUCCACAUAGCCAAAGCAAUUGAAUUGUCCUACUUCAACUCCACUAAUGCUAUGGACACGGCACGAUGCGCUGCUUUUAAUGUACAAGUCGGACCUGAAGACAGCGUCCCUGUCGGUGAUGAACAAUGGCUCCUUCGAGAAAACGCGCUGAUCAGAAAGUCCGUUUCAGACCCGGUCGGAAUAAACAAAAACUUAUCAAACUCUCCUCAAGGCGGAAGCAUGUGUGACGAUACACAGGAGGACGCCCCGUAUUCCCUCUUCAGCUCAAAGUCUGAAGUGGAAGACAAGAAGGCGUCAUUUUCAAGAAAGUGCACCUACUUUUCUUUGCCCCAUGCGAGCGACUCAGAAGCAUGUCAGGACGAGAUCAACACAGUUGCAAAUAGUGACAGUAUCACAGACACAAAAGACGAUCCAGAGGACACCAAGACGUGGGCGGAGAGGAAUGGCAAGUUGCCUGGCGCUGGCGUUACUGACUUUAAAAUGAAGGAUAACAAAGUGCACCCGCUGGUAGAGCCUGCACCUGAUGGCGAGGUCGUAGUAGUGCAGCCUGUGAAAGGUCAGGGUGUUAUGGCCAGAAGGAUGCAGGAGCCUGAUAUGUUGGACAUAAUUUACAAUUUUUGUGGUCAGAAUUGUCCCAUCCUAUGAGGACAUUUUAGCUUUUUAACACAAAAUCACAAGGACUUUUUUUGUCUGAAUAAGUGAACAUUGUUGGGCUAUACAUAAUAU